AUGAACUUUUCCCCACAAUUAGGAUUUCUAGCUCAAAAGUUUUAAGAGAAAUAAUAGAACAAUAGGAUCACAAAGAGUGAUUUAGAACAAAUACUAGAAAAUGCUAAUUAUAGUUAAUCUGAUAUUUAAUCUUUAAUCUAAUAAAUCAAUGAGGAUGAAAUAAGUAAAAGUAAUUUGUUAUAUAGCCUAUAAUUAGUUUUUGUCGAUUGUGGGAGUUUCUGAUAAUAGUCAAAAUGUAUAAACUUAUUAAUAAAAUAAUGGGUAUGAGAUAGUAUCUGAAUAAUAAUAAAAGUUGACAUCGGAAUAGCUUCAAAGCAUUUAUGAUGAUUACAAAAUUGCAUUAAAAAAUUAGGAUUUCGAAAAGACCAAGUCAAUUCUAAGUAUUUGAUUAAAUUAAAAUCCCAAGAUUAGUAUAGAGAUAUUGAUUUAGUUAAUAAAAUAGAUCCAUCCUAAAGAUAAAUCUCAACAUACAUAGCUGUUUAGGGUCCAGAUGAUAAUGUAGCAUUGCAAACAUUGGAAUUGUUGUUUGAUUUUGGCGCCAACUUAAAUUACAAGGAUUAAUUAGGACAAUCGAUUUUGUUUUAUAUAUGCAGGGACGGAAGACUAAAACUACUUGAUUUUGUAUUGUCAACCAACACUGUGAAUGUCAAUGACUAAGAUCGAUAUGGAUAAACGCCUUUGUUCUAUGCUGCAAGAGAUAAUAGAUAUGAUAUCGUCAUUAGGUAUCAUAAUAAUUGUCUAUAGUUUAGAUUGAUAUAGUACGGAAUCGAUAUUAAUAUUGUCGAUAAACUUUCAAGUUAAACAGCCUUAUUCUAUGCAGCCAAUGGAGGACAUGUUGAUAUAUGUAAAGUGUUGAUCGAAGUAUGACUAUCGGAAUUAUUGUAGAAUGGAAGUAAUCCGGGACAUGUUGAUUCAUCCAAAAAAAAUGCUCUAUUUUUUGCUAGGAAAUACAAUAGAAAGGAAGUGAUCGAUCUAUUUAAUAACUACUUCAACAAAAAUAAGGAUGAUAUGUCUAAAAACAGUGGAGGAAAUGACAAUAGCAAAGGAGAAGCACCAAGAUCCUAACAAUAGAAGAAGAAAUUUAAUAACCUUCCCAAAUAGUCAUACAAAUUGAUAUUUACAGAUAACCAAGGGAAUUAGAGAGAGUUGAAUUCUGUUGAGUUUAUAAAGUUUCAAUAGGAAUACCCAGAGGUUGCUAAUUUAAUUGUAAAUGCCGAUGAAUUGAUUGAUGAUACCAUUAUCAAUUAGAUUAAGGAUGAUGAUACAUGGGAGAAGAUUGCUAAGAAGGUUUUAGGUAUUUAUGAAGCGUGUAACUCCCUAUUUAGGCAUUAUUUGGAAGGCGAAAGGAGCUCAUUUGUUUCAUCAACCGGUUGACCAGAAAAAGUAUGGAAUCAGUGAUUACUAUGAGAUAGUUACAAAACCAAUGGAUUUUGGAACCAUUAAAGUAUUGAGGUGUUAUUACGAUUUAGAACAAAUUAAAUUCAAAUGUGUAUACUUCUUGCCAAGAAUUCUAUGAUGAUGUGAUGCAGGUCUUUGAAAAUUGUAUUUUGUACAAUGGGGAAACGAGUGAGGUGGGAUAGAUCGGAUUAAAUAUCAGAUAGGAGUUUCAAAGCCAAUUAGAAUUGACAUUAUUAAAAAAAUAUUUAUGA
Messenger RNA from Paramecium octaurelia, 1649 nucleotides. The record is from the annotation of a GenBank genome assembly. Lineage: Eukaryota; Ciliophora; Oligohymenophorea; Peniculida; Parameciidae.